This is a messenger RNA of Salvelinus namaycush (lake trout), 339 nucleotides long. RefSeq names its product mucin-15-like. Bases 1 to 339 code for a protein of 112 amino acids. Lineage: Eukaryota; Metazoa; Chordata; Actinopteri; Salmoniformes; Salmonidae. The record is from RefSeq and is a predicted model, not a curated record. The transcript is spliced from 3 exons.
AUGAUGGAAACUGGUGCCGCUUCAGGGAACAACUCUGCGAGAGGCUUGGCCUCAGAUGCAGUGCAGAACAAGAAGAGGAGUGAGGCAUGGGGUGCCAUCCUGGGCACAGGAGUGGCUGUGUGCUUUGUGGCGAUGGUGGUCUAUGUCAUCCAGAGAAGGAGAGGCCGACGGGAUUUCACACACAGGAAGCUUGUUGAGGAAUUCCCCUCAGACCCAGUUCAACAACUGGACAACAGUGAGCCUUUGGAUUUGAAAUAUGAUGGUUCAGCUUACUACAAUCCUGGACUCCAAAUGGACAACAUCCAAAUGGCCAACUUUCCACGAGGACAUCAAAAUUGA